GUGUUUGUAAUUGCAGAUGGUGUAUUUCGGUUUACAGCUAGCAGUGUUAUCCCUGUAUGUCCUAUCUAAGAAGCAGUGCCCAGCCGUGUGGUUGUGGCCUGUGAUGGCAGUGAUAGGACUGGUAUAUCUACUGGCUGUGUGUGUCCUCUAUCUUGAAAUGACUGAUAUACACAGUUUACUGAAUAAUGUUGUAGCAACAAAUAUAUCGGCAGUCCUUCUGAGCUGGUGGUUUCUUUGGCUUAUAAGCAGUAUUAUGCUGGUGUGUUUCCAUGGAAACAAGCCAUCAGAAAUACUUUGCAAAAAAUUGUCUAGUCAACCCUCAGAAAUGACAAGUAAAGACACUUCAGUAUAUGAACAUGUUACCACUACACAAUCACACAAUGAUACAGACACUGAGGAAAAAUACAAACAAAUUCUUACUCAAGAAAUGGAAGGGAAAACCACAAAUAUUUCUAAACAGUUCGAAUCUCAGAGAAGCAAAAAGUUGAAAGAGAAAACAUCAGGGAGUGAGGAUGCGACAUCAGUACGGAAGUUCUUCCAUGUUGCUAUGAUAUGUGUAUAUGUUCCGGGGUUGAUGCUGUGCCCCAACUUGUUGUACCUCGCCUCAAUUGUCAUUGCUGCUGUACUGAUCAUUCUAGAGGUAAUCAGGGUGUUGAAAUUACAACCUUUUGGACCUAUACUGGAUGAGUACCUCUGGGUUUUUCUUGAUGAACAGGAUACUGGUGACCUUAUAUUGACCCCUAUAUACCUCCUCCUGGGCUGUUCUUUGCCUUUAUGGUGGAACUAUAAGCAGCAAAGACCACCUUGUUCCCUGUCAAUGUAUGCAGGACUGAUCUCAGUGGGUGUCGGUGAUGGCAUUGCAUCUGUUAUUGGUAGAAAAUUUGGCAGACAUAAAUGGCCAGGUAGAAAGAAGUCUAUAGAGGGAACAUCUGCUGCUUUUAUAUCACAGAUUAUAGCUGUACAACUCUUGUCAUUUGGCAACAUUCCUGGAGCAGUUGUUUCCAUGGAGAUGAUAUUUUGUCUUGCUCUUAUUUCACUGCUGGAAGCAUUCACCAGUCAGAUAGACAACCUGGUUGUUCCAAUGUUUGCCUGGGUUCUAUUAGCCACUAUAGAGCCUACCUAUUAGACACUGCAGGUCAAGUGUUUGUUCAAUGGAUGGUGUUGAUUAGAAGAGCUAACCUGUAAGAUGCUACAGAUCCUGUGUUUGUUCAGCGGAUGGUGUUGAUAAGUGGAGCAAAUCUAUUAGAGGCUACAUGUUGUGGACAAUGGACAGUGUUGAAAGUAAAGUCAACCUAUAUUGUGCUACAAAUCGUGUUUGUCCAAUAAAUGGUGUUGAAAAUAGAGCCAACCUGUAUGGCGCUACAGAUCCUGUGUUUGUUCAGUGGAUGGUAAUCGGAAGUAGAGCCAACCUGUAAGGCACUACAGAUCCCAUGUUUGUUCAGUAGAUGGUAGUCGAAAGUAGAGCCAAUCUUUUAGAGACUACAGAACCCGUGUUUAUUCAAUGGAUGGUGUUGAGCAAACCUUUAAGCAAGCCAGACACUGUAGAUCCUGUGUUUGUUCAGAAGUAAAGCCAACCAAUGUUGUAUUUAUCCAAUAGAUGGUGUUCAGAAUUAGAGGCAUCCUUUAUAUAAUGCAGUCUAAAUGUUUUUUGGAUUGUGUUCAAAAGGAAACAUUCUUUACGUUUGUUAAAUGAAUAGUGUUCUGCACUGAUAAAACUGUACCUUAUGUGUUCAGCAUUAGAAUCAGUUUACCUUUUGUUCUGUUUUUUUUAUCUCAGGAAAAUGUUAAGCAAUUAAACAAAUUAUUUAUA
This is a messenger RNA of Mercenaria mercenaria, 1810 nucleotides long. Its product is annotated as dolichol kinase-like. The transcript has 6 exons. Gene Ontology annotation, molecular function: dolichol kinase activity. The coding region runs from base 17 to 1126 and encodes 369 amino acids. Gene Ontology annotation, cellular component: endoplasmic reticulum membrane. Gene Ontology annotation, biological process: dolichyl monophosphate biosynthetic process. NCBI's taxonomy places the organism in Eukaryota, Metazoa, Mollusca, Bivalvia, Venerida, Veneridae. The record is from RefSeq and is a predicted model, not a curated record.